Molecule: messenger RNA, 312 nt
Organism: Mesorhabditis belari
Lineage: Eukaryota; Metazoa; Nematoda; Chromadorea; Rhabditida; Rhabditidae
Source: the annotation of a GenBank genome assembly
AUGUUCGGCGGAAUCGAAAGAGGUUCUGGUCUCGGUUUUAUGAAUCUUGUCUCUCGUCGCGACGGUGCAACCUCGCUGAUCCAGAAGUUUGUCCGUUUUCCAGAGUCCACUGGGAUUCACAAUCCACCGAAACCUUUGGCAGCACCUGUCUUGUGCCCCAAGCCUAUCAUCAUCUCACGGGCAAUCACCAAGUCAUUUGGAGCGCUUCUUCACUCGCCUCACAAACGAAAGGGAUAUCAUCAGCGCCACGUCAAUCAUCAAUAUAUUUCAUUGAAUCCGGGGCACCGCUACGUUCUGCUGAUGAGCGAUUUG